This is a messenger RNA of Sodiomyces alkalinus F11, 3986 nucleotides long. RefSeq lists its product as hypothetical. The transcript has a single exon. The record is from RefSeq and is a predicted model, not a curated record. The coding region runs from base 499 to 3621 and encodes 1040 amino acids. NCBI's taxonomy places the organism in Eukaryota, Fungi, Ascomycota, Sordariomycetes, Glomerellales, Plectosphaerellaceae.
CGUCCACUCGUUCCCACGCGGUAUUGGGGCAACAACCUCGACAAGCUCCUCCCGCAAAACAUCAAAUCCGAUUGAAAUAUUCGAUACAUCUUCCCCUACGAUACCUCCGACUCGGCUGACGACUUUCCCAACGCUCCCUUGCCGGAGAAUCCGGUCAGGACAGGCUUCACCCGCCAGCUGCUUCACAGGAAAGGUCGAAUGACGACAAGAGCGUGACCCAGAAGGAGAGGGACCAAUAAAAUAUCAAGAAAAGAAAAAAUAGAAUCGAAGAGAGAAAGUGGAAGGGAGCACAUGUCGACGAAAGUUUAUCUCUUGUGGAUCUGAUCUGGCCUGAUUUGACAGCGUUCGCUCUUGGUGAAUCCAGUACUGCCGACAACAACAAGACAACAAGCACAAUCACACAACGCAAGAGGCAUCCAGGGAAUUUGUCCUGCUGUUGCUGCUGGUCCCGACCUGCUCCAGGUGCCUGGGUCGGUAGCAAGUCUCAGGAGCGCGCGCAUGCCUCGUGCUUCCUUCUCGAAGCGACAGCAAGGCGCCGUGAACCAGCGUGAUACUCGGCACGAAAAUGGCCUGGUAGGCCCUGCAAAGCGAGUUCCCCCCAAGAAGAGCCUGCCUCAGCUUGAUGGGCUCGCUCGGUCUGCGGCGUCAGACAACAAUGUUUCCGGCCCUGUACCCCCGCCUUCCCAACCCACUGCAAUCUUCCACGAGAACGGGGCUGCGGUUGCGAAUACCAACGGUCACAUCAGCGGACCCCUCAACGGAUACGCAAGCGACCGCGCCAACGGUCACGUCAACGGUCACGUCAACGGUCACGUCAACGGUCACGUCAACGGUCACAUCGAUAUUAACGGCAAACAUCAUUUCGAAAUGGCUGCCGACCCGAGGUCUGGUGACGCCGCUCCAAGGAGGAGCUCCCUAAGCGCCUACUCCGAAUCCUCCUCUUCUGAUUCCAUGGCCUCGCAGCAGGCCGGCAGUGGCUCCGGUGCCGAGACGCUACAUCGCCAGAUCGACGUCAAUGCCACGAAGAACGCCGACGUGCACCGUGAUCCCGGCGGUCCUUUCGAGUUCGCCGCCACCGUGCUACGCGCCCUGCCCCUGUACGACACCCUCGCCAUCCUCAUCCUCCUCAUGCAGGUGCCCACUGUGGCCCUGUCCGGCAUCUACAUGGCCUUCACCUUCCUCACCUUCGUACCACCUGUUACCACCAGCUCGGGUAUGAACAUCAAUUUCGCCGAGAUUUUCGACUACAAUUCGACCAUGCCCUCCCUCGUCACCAUCCUCUGCAUGGAUGUCUUCAUCAUGCUCGUCUGGCUCUUCCUGUGGCCGCCUAUCCAGGUCGCCAUUCUCGAUCUAGCCAAGCCCGUCAUCGCCGUUACUCUCGGCGGCGGGUCGAGUUCGAGGGAAGGCACCUCGAGGAGCGUCACCACGUGUUUCUUGCUGGUCAUAGCGUCGCACUUGUUCCGCGGAUCUAGGUUACAUUGGUCUCGGGCGACACGCCUGCUGCCCCCGAACUGGCGGCUGUCCGCCGGUGCCGACGAUGCGCUUGAAGUGAUGACGCCCGAAUUCGAUAAGCGAGGACCCCACAGUUGGAUCAAGAGCGUGUUGGCUAUUCAUAUACUCACACAGGGCAUCGUGCGGUAUAUACGGGAGUGGUAUCUAAGGAGGGAGAAGGGAAGCGGCCCGUUACACGGUCAGCCGGACCCCGAAGCAGCCAAGCCUGCGGAUUUGGCAACCGAGACCAGUUUCAAUGCGACGGACACCGAGGCCGCGGCACAGCAACACGCCACCAGUUCGACCAAGAAGAGAAGGAAACAGAGCACCCAGGUGCGGCUGCAGCAGCCCCUAUGGGCUGCUUUGGCGAGCACGAAGAUCGUGAUGGUUAAAGAGUACGAACUGUCCCAUGCGGCAGCCGAGUCGGCUGGGUCGAACGCCACCGACAUCCAUAACUUGGGGAAUGCGCCGUUUGAUUCCGAGGCCGAGCAGAUAUGGAUUUCAUACAUUGGGUAUGACGAAGUAUGUUUCAACACCAGCCGUUUCGCAGACAAUCUUGCCAUGCCCGCCGCACAGAUGGGCCACGCAGACCGGCCGGCCGGAGUGGAUACGUCCAAGCCUUUCUACGUCCGAAUCAACAACGCCUUCUGGCAACCGACGCGCAUCUUCCGAAUUCCGAACGAGGAAGGAGAGCAGGCGGCACAGCCCCCCGGCUGUCGAUGGUGCGGAGACAUCUACGGGCUCCGACCGCUGUCCAAGUACGUCUGCGAGUUCGUCGACACGCAUACCGACCGAGUCAUCUUCUCCACCAGCAUCCGCACGACGCAGGCGCCGACAAAAGAUCAGGAGGGCCUGCCGAGCCCCGCGGUCAGUGGGCAGCAGCUCCUCCGGCCGGAUUCGCCUGCGACGACGUUGAAGAGUACGAUCAGCGCGCAGAGCGAGAAGCUGGCGGAUGAGAAGACGAAGCUCAAGAACUUGCGUAAAGAAUGGAAGGGCAAGAUCACCGCGCUCAAGAAGGAGAACGAGAAGCUGGACAACGCGAUCCAGUCGGCGGGAAGCAACGACGACAAGCUCAGGCAGAAGAUCAUCCAACAGGAAACGCAGCGGGCGCAGGCGGACAAGGAGAUCGCGCAGCUCGACGAAGCGCUCAACGCUUUCGACGCCACGCCGGAGGGCCUGCAGGAACGGAAAAAGCAGGCGGAGAAGCUGUGGUCGGAAGAAAAAGCGGUGUUCGACAAGGCGUCCAAGCGGUUCAAGGAGUUCAAGACACGGUUGGCGGCGGAAAUCAAGGGCAAACAGGACGAACAAAGCAUCCUGCAGACGAAACGCAAUAAGAUCGCGGCGCGCAUUGCCAAGGUGGACAACGAAAUUGCACGAAUCACGGACGCCAACAACCGCGGACUGGACGAGGCGGAGCGACGGAGGCAGGGCCGAGCGGCGUGGGAGGCAGAAACCAAGACGAUCGAGAAGAACUUCAAGGAGAGCAUCAGCACCAUCCAGGCCGGUAAUGCAGCCAAGCAGGUGCAGGUUAACAAUCUCCUCAGUCAGCUGCAGUCCUACCACGAGCAGAUGAGCUUCAAUAACAACAGCGGUUUCUCGCUGGACGCGACGUCGGCGGGCCCUCAGCAGCAGCCACAGCCACAGCCACAGCCCACGGCCUUCACCUCGGCUUCGGCUUCGGCUUCGGCGAGCAGCGCGUGGAACCCCAACCCCGCGGCCGCUCCGCACUAUCCCGCGUCCAUGUGGCAGGCCCCGACCGUGAUUAACAACACCACUGGUGGCGGCGCACCGUCGUCGUCGUCGUCAUUGCUGCCAGCGGCACCAAUAGCGGGGGGUCCCAGUUGGGCGCACCCACUCCCGUCCAUCAAGACGCGAGGCCGGUCCAGCAGCAUGCUUAGCGACGUGUCUGGAUUCACGCAGUCAAGCGGCGGGGACGAGGAGUACCUGUCGGUGACCAACACGCCCGCACAACAGCAGAGCGCCGGCCAUCCAGCGCCCUCGGUCGGGCCGACAUGGAGACCGCACGGCCACGGACGCAGUGCUGGAUCCGGACUCGGCUCGGGCUCGGGCAGCAGCGUGGGCAGCGGGGGCGGAAGUGGCAGUGUUCGCGAUCCCACGAGCCCGAUUUGACGCAUUGAUCAUGGCCGGCUGCUGCCGGUGGUGCGGCUCGGCAAUGAUGACGCAGAUUGGGCUAGCCCGUGGGGUUCUUGGAUGCAAACUCGCGCUGUUGGGGUAGUUUUGGGUUGUGGCUGGUCGAUCACUGGGUUUCGUUUUCCUCGUUGGCUUCUCCUUGACUCGUCUGUCCUGGCAACAUUGGGAGAAAAGUUGGGACCUUUGGUCCCCUCUGCGCUCUCUUGCAGCCUCGUCCCGGUUUUGGAGGGAACUCCCGAUGUUGAAUAGGCCUAAGCGAUUAAAGAUACUAGGUAGUGUUAUGCCGUCGUCGUCGUCGUCAUCGUCGGCGGGUCUAGUUGCGAAAUAGCUGAUGCGUUGCUCCA